This is a messenger RNA of Colletotrichum chrysophilum, 837 nucleotides long. RefSeq lists its product as uncharacterized. The record is from RefSeq and is a predicted model, not a curated record. The transcript is spliced from 2 exons. Lineage: Eukaryota; Fungi; Ascomycota; Sordariomycetes; Glomerellales; Glomerellaceae. The coding region runs from base 1 to 837 and encodes 278 amino acids.
AUGGCCGAGCGCGCAUUCCGCUUCCGUGACGGCGUCGCAAUCGCCCAGAUCGCCGUCUUCUCCGUCUUCCUCGUCUUGGGCAUCCUCUUCAAGGUCCAAAAGAGAAUGGGCUGGUUCGGCAUCUCCUUCAUCUCAAUAAUACGCGUCGUCGGCGCGGGCUGCAUGCUCGGCACUAUGUUCAACGACUCAAGGGGCCUCUGGGCAACCAUCUUUGUCUGCGAGUCUUUAGGACUUGUGCUUCUUACGUUUGUGUUGCUGGAUCUAUUAAAGAGAGUAAACAACUUCGUUCAGGUCCUCACGCCGUGGCACUUCCGCAUUCCGGAGCUCAUCUGCUGGGCUGGCCUCGCCAUAUCCAUCGCCGACUACGUUGUCGCCAGUAAGAAGACGGAGAACGCCAUGGCGCCUGGGUCGCUGACCAAAGCCGGGGUGGGCCUCUUUGCCGCGCUCUACUUCUGGGGUGUCCUCCUUUACGUCUGGCUGGCGCAGAAGUGGAAACUGGUCCCCGAAGGCGAGCAGAGGUCCAUGAUCGGCUUCGGCACAUCUUUCCCCUUCAUGGUCGUUCGCAUCGCGUAUACGAUCUCGUACGUUAGCACCGGAGACGAUAAGUUCAGCGCUGUGAAGGGGGAUACGGCGACGUAUCUCGGCAUGACCGUCUUGAUGGAGUUUGCUAUUCUGGGCGUUGUGGUAUGGACUAUUAUGGGUCUGGAAAGACUUCAUGUGCAUGAGAAGGUUGGGCAGGGCGAAGAUAAAGGGGCCAGCAUGGAUGAAUUGGUUGGGCCUAAGCCAAGAAGUAGCGGGGAGGAGGUGAAUACAGCGUAUGGAGAGCGGAGGGUAUAG